AAGGCUCGCGCUAUUUUUAACCAGGCCUAUUUCCGCGCCACUUCCUUGUUUUGUCGUCUCUCGCUUGGAGUUAAUUCUUAUGGCUGAGGAAUUCAUGGCGCUUUCCGUGAAGUUUUGGCUUAACCUCCGUUUUUUCUAAUGGUGCGGAAAGAAUACAAACAAGGACGCAAACAUUUAAACUUUUACAGUUUAGUUUCUUCUCAGCUGUCAACACAAAGUCAGAAGAAGCCACCCGAACUAGUCAUUUCGUCUGAGCGGUUAUAGUUAGUUAGCGAGUUAGCUAGCUAACUAGCAUAAGAGGUGCCUUUUGUAAGUCUUUGUAAGUUUUGCCAUUGAACAACACAAUGGCAGAUUCACAUGGCGACGACAGGACGGACGACAGUGAACUAAAAGGUGCAACAGGUGGUGAAGGUGGAAAGUCUGCACAGAGGACUAUAGGAGCGAGAGCAGUGCACAGCAGGAAUUACCACAGAAUAAAAUAAUCGUCUCAAUCAAUGCAAAUGUGAUUGUUGAAUAUGCCACUGAUCUCGCUAUGUGUGAAGCCAGGCACGGAAAUCAGAGCAGUACAAGAUGUACAAUGUGGCACCAAAAAUCCCCUAACACCAAAGCAUGAUUACAGCAGCAAAAAGGGAAACCACUUUUUUUGUCUAAUAUAGCAAAUAUGACUGCAACAACAAGAGGGAAGUAACUGCACUAAUUUAUUAAUUUAAUAUAUUCAAUUUGUUAAAAUGUUAAAAUUUUGAACUGAAUCUCUUACUUUUCAGUGGUAUGAUUUAAUUGUAUAAACUUUACACAUCACUGGAUUCCUUUUUUUAAAAUGCAGUUCUAUAAUUUUUACUAGUUGUAUAUAAGCAAACCUAUAUCUAAUGCUGUCUUUUUCUCUUCUUUUGUCCUUACACCGAUAAGCCAUAACAUUAAAACCACUGACAAGUGAAGUGAGUAACAUCAGUUAUCUCCUUACAAUGGCAUCUGUCAAGGGGUGCGAUAUAUUAGGCAGCAAAUGAACAGUCAGUUCUCAAAGUUGAUGUGUCGGAAGCAGGAAAAAUGGGCAAGUGUAAGGAUCUGAAUGACUUUGACAAGGGCCAAACUGAGCGAGUCAGAGCAUUUUCAAGGUUUUGCAGGUCUUAUGGGGUGUUCCCGGUAUGUGGUAGUUAGUUCCUACCAAAAGUGGCGCCCAAGGCUCCCCAAGGCUGUGGGGAGCGAAGGCUAGCCCGUCUGGUCCAAUCCCACAGAAGAGCUACUGUAGCACAAAUUGCUGAAGAAGUUAAUGCUGGCCAUGAUAGAAAGGUGUCAGAACACACAGUGUGCUGCAUAUGGGGCUGCAUAGCCGCAGACCGGUCAGAGCGUCCAUGCUGACCCCUGUCCACUGCAGCUCCUACAAUGGGCAUGUGAGCAUCAGAACUGGACCAUGGAGCAAUGGAGGAAGGUGGCCUGGUCUGAUGAAUCAUGGUUUCUUUUGCAUCAUGUGGAUGGCCGAGUGCAUGUGUGUUGCACACCUGGGGAAGAGGUGGCACCAGGAUGCACUAUGGGAAGAAGGCAAGCCGACGGAGGCAGGGUGAUGCUCUGGGCAAGGUUCUGCUGGGAAAUCUUGGGUCCUGGCUUUCAUGUGGAUGUUACUUUGACACGUACCACCUACCUAAACAUUGUUGCAGACCAAGUACCCACCUUCAUGACAGCGGUAUUCCCUAAUGGCAGUGGCCUCUUUCAGCAGGAUAUUGCCCUGCCACACUGCAAAAAUUGUUCAGGAAUGGUUUGAGGAACAUGACACAGGGUUCAAGGUGUUGACUUGGCCUCCGAAUUCCCCAGAUCUCAAUCUGAUCGAGCAUUUGUGGGAUGUACCGGACACACAAAUCUGAUCCAUGGAGGCCCCACCUCGUAACUCGCAGGACUUAAAGGAUCUGCUGCUAACGACUUGGUGUCAGAUACCACAGCACACCUUCAGAGGUCUUGUGGAGUCCAUGCCUCGAUGGGUCAGAGCUGUUUUGGUGGCACAAGGGACCUACACAAUAUUAGAUGUCAUUGAUGAUAGGAUUAUAGAAGAAGGUGCUAUAGUACUGAGAGGAUAUGUAAUAGAUCGGAUCACUACAGAGGACCCGGCCAUGCACGUGAGUGCCGUGGACCUCGGUGGAACAGCUAACGAAGGGGAUGAUCCUCAUGUCAAAGAAGUUGUAGAGCAGCUUCUUAAGAUCGCCGAUGAUCUGAACCGGAAUGCAGAGCUUCAACACCUCAUCAACACUGUACAGGCGAACUGCGCUCAGGAGGUGUUCAUGACUGUGGCCAAGAGCAUCUUUGCAGAUGGCAUUAACUGGGGGCGAGUAGUGGCUCUCUUUCAUCUGGCCUAUCAGCUAAUUUACAAGGCACUGACUCAAAACCACUUUGAAAUCAUCAAGAACAUCAUUAGCUGGGUAUUGCAGUUUAUCAGGGAACACAUUUCCGCCUGGAUCAGACAGCAAGGAGGAUGGGAGGGCGUUAUCCGCAGUGUGUCACGAUGGCGCACCGUGUCCAUCAUUGCAGCAGUGGCGUUCAUCACGGCUGUUGUUUACUGGAGAAGAACUCGCUGACCUCCCCACUCUGAAAACCCAACAUCAUUAAAAGAGACAGAUUCACUAAUUUGCACAACCAUUGCAUUGACCAAAUGAUCAUGUUGAUUGGCACGUAUUAGAUCUGUUAGCAAACUAUAAAACAGUGUGGAAUAAGAGCUCCAAUUCAGUACACAAUAUAGCCCUUUUGAGAUUGUUCCCUAUGUUGUGUGCUUAUACUGUAAUGCAACAAGGCACACCUAUUUAUUAACAACACUGUGUCUUUUUUUUGGACACUCCACUACAUUUGUAGCAGUCCAUUUGUCCUCCACAGCUCUUAGCAUUUUAAUAAGUGCCAUUAUCUUCCAGCCCUACCUCCAACUGGUGAAAUAUCUGAAAGCAGUUUAUCAAAUGAUUUUAAAUAGUUUAUUUUUUAUAGUGGACCACGUACUACUUGUAUUCAAAAAAAACAAAACAAAACAAAACAAAAAAAACCAUGGUGUCAGAUUUUAAACUAUUUAGAAUGUUGUGUUUCUGACUCUUGUCCUGUCUAGUCAAGCUUACUUUGCAGGAAUGUUAUGAAUGUGUUUACACUUAAUAUUAGGCAGGGCAGCAGAUAGUGAAGGAAAAUGUGGUAGAGGUUCUGCUUAUGUGAUAAACAACAGGAAAGACCAGAAGCAAUAAAUUAAUCACUGCUUUAUUGCUUACAUUAAAUUGAAAAAAAAUUUUAAAAAAAUCAUUUCAAUUGGAUUAUUGGGACUGGAGUUUUAAAACAUGACUGUAGCUAUCAGCUGCAGCUACUGUAUGUAUAUCUAGCCUUUAUGUGACAUGCAUUGUUGACAGCUGAGGAGAUCAGUGGGAAAAAAUUAUAAGAGAAACAUUUGAAUAAGUAAAAACAUAAAUGAAUGUGUAUAUUAAGGUAUAGAUCAAAAAUUAAAAACGUACAGGGGAUAUUUCUGUGUACGUAAAUGUUUAUUUCUGUCAUGAAUUCAGGGGAAUUGUACUUGGUCUUUGUUUACAUCAAAAUAAAUAUGAUCAAGUGAUCAAAAUGUGA
Molecule: messenger RNA, 3573 nt
Organism: Pangasianodon hypophthalmus (striped catfish)
Lineage: Eukaryota; Metazoa; Chordata; Actinopteri; Siluriformes; Pangasiidae
Exons: 7
Coding region: 1860-2561 (233 amino acids)
Biological process (GO): positive regulation of apoptotic process; mitochondrial fusion; extrinsic apoptotic signaling pathway in absence of ligand
Cellular component (GO): mitochondrial outer membrane
Molecular function (GO): protein heterodimerization activity; protein homodimerization activity; channel activity
Source: RefSeq, a predicted model, not a curated record